Messenger RNA from Danio rerio (zebrafish), 1289 nucleotides. The record is from RefSeq and is a predicted model, not a curated record. NCBI's taxonomy places the organism in Eukaryota, Metazoa, Chordata, Actinopteri, Cypriniformes, Danionidae.
AAGAUGAAGAGGAGGAUGAAGAGGUCACGGAGCCAAAAGCUGGGCCUGAAACUGAUCUGCAGGAGGAGGAAGAAAGCAAGGACACAAAAGAAGGCCACCCGCGGGAGCUGACGGAGGAAGAGAAACAGCAGGUUUUGCACUCAGAGGAGUUUCUCAUCUUCUUUGACCGCAGCAUUCGUGUGAUGGAGAGAGCGUUAGCCGAGGACUCCAACAUCUUCUUCGACUACAGCGGACGAGACCUGGAAGAUAAAGAGGGAGACAUGCAGGGCGGCUCGAGUCUGUCUCUCAGUCGUCUUUUCUAUGAUGAGCACUGGUCAAAACAUCGGGUCAUCACCUGUCUGGACUGGUCACCUCAGUAUCCAGAGCUCCUGGUGGCCUCAUAUAACAACAAUGAAGACGCUCCUCAUGAGCCGGACGGAGUGGCUUUGGUGUGGAAUAUGAAGUUCAAGAAGACCACGCCAGAGUACAUCUAUCACUGCCAGUCUCCUGUGGUGUCGGUGGGUUUUGCUCUGUUUCAUCCUAACCUGUUGGUGGGCGGCACAUAUUCGGGGCAGAUUGUUCUUUGGGAUAACCGAAGUCACCGGAGGACGCCGGUUCAGAGGACCCCGCUGUCUGCUGCCGCACAUACACACCCUGUAUACUGCGUCAAUGUGGUCGGCACCCAGAACGCCAACAACCUGAUCACUGUGUCUACAGACGGCCGGAUGUGCUCCUGGAGUCUGGAUAUGCUCUCACAGCCUCAGGAGAGCAUGGAGCUCGUUUAUAACAAGUCUAAACCAGUUGCGGUGACUGGAAUGGCCUUUCCUACUGGAGACGUUAAUAAUUAUAUUGUUGGCAGUGAGGAGGGGACUGUGUAUACAGCUUCCAGACACGGCAGUAAAGCUGGCAUCUGUGAGAUGUUUGAGGGCCAUCAGGGGCCGGUGACAGGCAUCAGUUGUCACAGUGCUGUGGGCCCGGUCGAUUUCUCACACCUCUUUGUCACCUCUUCUUUCGACUGGACUGUGAAAUUGUGGAGCACAAAGCAAAACAAGCCGCUGUACUCGUUUGAGGACAACGCAGACUAUGUGUACGAUGUGAUGUGGUCUCCGGUUCACCCUUCACUCUUCGCUGCUGUGGACGGCAUGGGACGCCUGGAUCUCUGGAACCUGAACAACGACACUGAGGUGCCGUCCGCCAGUGUGACAGUAGAAGGAGCCCCAGCUCUGAACCGCGUCCGCUGGGCCUCCGGAGGCCGAGAGGUGGCUGUUGGAGACUCAGAGGGACGAGUGUGGAUUUAUGAUGUUGGAGAG